Messenger RNA from Zingiber officinale, 1242 nucleotides. RefSeq names its product protein CUP-SHAPED COTYLEDON 2-like. Gene Ontology annotation, molecular function: DNA binding. The record is from RefSeq and is a predicted model, not a curated record. Lineage: Eukaryota; Viridiplantae; Streptophyta; Magnoliopsida; Zingiberales; Zingiberaceae. The transcript has 3 exons. Bases 269 to 1117 code for a protein of 282 amino acids. Gene Ontology annotation, biological process: regulation of DNA-templated transcription.
GCUGAGCUCACAAGCAGCUCUGCUCUGUAGCCUAGCAGAGCGGAGCAGAGCUCACUCUCCGUUUUCCUCCAGGAUUAGAUAGGAAGCAAGGGCUACGGCAUGGCUACCUCUGACACGCCUUGAUUCGUCCUGCUCAUUUAAGUCGCACAGCUCACCUCUCUUCCCUCUUUAUAAGCAGAGUUUGAGAGCUUUUGUUGACGUAUGAUUUCGGUCGUGGAAUGACAAAAAAUUAAUCUUUGGCUCACUCGAUCCGAUAAGCAGCGUUGAAAUGGAGAACCACGUCGCCAGCGAGUCUCAGCUGCCGCCUGGUUUCCGUUUCCACCCCACCGACGAGGAGCUCAUCACGCACUACCUCCUCAAGAAAGUGCUUGACGUCAACUUCGCAGGCCGGGCCAUUGCCGAGAUCGACCUCAACAAAUGCGAGCCAUGGGAACUCCCAGAGAAGGCGAAGAUGGGGGAGAAGGAAUGGUACUUCUUCAGCCUUCGCGAUCGGAAGUACCCCACCGGACUGCGGACCAACAGGGCAACAGACGCCGGGUACUGGAAGGCGACGGGGAAGGACCGGGAAAUCUACAGCUCGAAGGCGACGGCGCUGGUGGGGAUGAAGAAGACGUUGGUGUUCUACAGAGGGAGAGCUCCCAAGGGCGAGAAGAGCAACUGGGUGAUGCACGAGUACAGGCUCGAGGGCAAGUUCGCCUACCAUUUCUUGUCGAGAUCUUUCAAGGAGGAAUGGGUAGUUUCCCGCGUGUUUCAGAAGUGCGGCGGUGGGGGAAGCAGCGGGAAGAGGACCCGCUUCGCGCUCGCCGGCGAGAGCGCCGCCGUGAGGGAGGCGGCGCCCGUGCCCUGCUUCUCCACCACCGUCUCCUUCAUGGGCCUCCACUUCCCGCCAGCUCCUCCGUCCGGCUUCGCCGGAGGCUUCCAGAGUCUGAGGUCGUUGCAGGAGAAUCUUCACUUGCCGUUUCUCAUACCAAGUGCGGCCGGGCCGCCGCCGGCGAUCGAUUCGGCGGGCUCGGGGUGGCCGUCGGAUUUCCAUCGGACGGCCGAGACUAGUGAUGCUGUGCUGGGUCACCAGUUGCCUGUGGGGUCCACGGAGCUAGAUUGCGUUUGGAGCUUCUAAAGAAGUCCUGUUUGGUACCAGCGGCAGCUGCUACGAAAUCUGCCCGUUUUGUACUCCGAUCCGACACGUGUCGCGUUGUGAUGUGAAUUUCUGGCUACGAAAAAGAAAGCGUUCCUAAAAUUUAA